Ceratotherium simum simum (southern white rhinoceros) is the source of this 3320-nucleotide messenger RNA. RefSeq lists its product as uncharacterized. Gene Ontology annotation, molecular function: RNA polymerase II cis-regulatory region sequence-specific DNA binding; DNA-binding transcription repressor activity, RNA polymerase II-specific. The record is from RefSeq and is a predicted model, not a curated record. NCBI's taxonomy places the organism in Eukaryota, Metazoa, Chordata, Mammalia, Perissodactyla, Rhinocerotidae. Gene Ontology annotation, cellular component: nucleoplasm. Gene Ontology annotation, biological process: regulation of cytokine production; regulation of immune system process; negative regulation of transcription by RNA polymerase II.
GACGAGUUUCCUUCCGGCUUCCUUGCUGGUGUGGGCUCCGAGAGCUCUGGCUUAUCUGGACUCUGCAGUCGUCCAACAGAGGAAUCUUGAGGACUGACCAGUUCUUGCAGUUUGAAACCAUGGCCCAUGGUUCAGUGACGUUCAGGGAUGUGGCCAUAGACUUCUCCCAGGAAGAAUGGGAAUUCCUGGACUCAGCUCAGAGGGACUUAUAUAGGGAUGUGAUGUGGGAGAAUUAUAGCAACUUCAUCUCACUAGCAGGACCUUUCAUUUCUAAACCAGACACAGUUACCUUAUUGGAUGAAGGGAAGGAGCCCUGGAUGGUUGUGAGGGAAGGGACAAGAAGACACUACCCUGAUUUGGAGUCCAGAUACAGGACCAAUACCUUAUCUCCAGAAAAGGACAUUUAUGAAAUAUAUUCAUUCCAAUGGGAGAUAAUGGAAAGAAUUAAAAGCUAUAGCCUUCAGGACUCCAUUUUUAGAAAUGAUUGGGAAUGCAAAAGCAAGAUUGAGGGGCAAAAGGAACCACAAGAGGGAUAUUUUGGGCAAGUGAAAAUUACUUCUGAAAAAAUGACCACUUACAAAAAGCAUAAUUUUCUUGCUGAGUAUCAGCGAGUUCAUAAUGGAGAAAAGUUAUAUGAAUGUAAGGAAUGUAGGAAGACCUUUAUUCGUCGUUCAACACUAAGUCAACACCUGAGAAUUCAUACUGGUGAGAAACCUUAUAAAUGUAAGGACUGUGGGCAGGCCUUUAGACAGCGUGCCCACCUUAUUCGACAUCACAAACUUCAUACUGGUGAGAAACCCUAUGAAUGUAAGGAAUGUGGGAAGGCCUUUACAGUGCUCCAAGAGCUUACUCAACAUCAGAGACUUCAUACUGGUGAAAAGCCCUAUGAAUGUAAGGAAUGUGGAAAGGCCUUUAGAGUACAUCAGCAACUUGCUCGACAUCAGAGAAUUCACACUGGUGAGAAACCCUAUGAAUGUAAGGCAUGUGGGAAGACCUUUAGGCAGUGUACACACCUUACUCGACAUCAGAGACUUCAUACUGCUGAGAAGCUCUAUGAAUGUAAGGAAUGUGGGAAAGGCUUCGUAUGUGGUCCAGACCUUAGAGUACAUCAGAAAAUUCAUUUUGGUGAGAAACCCUAUGAAUGUAAGGAAUGUGGAAAGGCUUUUAGAAUAUGCCAACAGCUUACUGUCCAUCAGAGUAUUCAUACUGGUGAGAAACCCUAUGAAUGUAAGGAAUGUGGGAAGACCUUUCGAUUAAGGCAACAACUUGUUCGCCAUCAGAGAAUUCAUACUCGUGAGAAACCCUACGAAUGUAUGGAAUGUUGGAAGACCUUUAGUAGCUACUCACAACUUAUUUCACAUCAGAGCAUUCAUAUUGGUGAGAGACCUUAUGAAUGUGAAGAAUGUGGUAAGGCCUUUAGACUGCUCUCACAACUUACUCAACAUCAGAGUAUUCAUACCGGUGAGAAACCUUAUGAAUGUAAGGAAUGUAGAAAACCUUUUAGACUGCUCUCACAACUUACUCAGCAUCAGAGUAUUCAUACUGGUGAGAAACCUUAUGAAUGUAAGGAAUGUGGUAAGGCUUUUAGACUUUAUUCAUUUCUUACUCAACACCAGAGAAUUCAUACUGGUGAGAAACCCUACAAAUGUAAGGAAUGUAAAAAGGCCUUUAGACAACAUUCACACCUUACUCAACAUCAGAAAAUUCAUAACGGAAUUUAAUAAAGCCUUCAAAUGUACAUUGUUACAGAACAUCAGAAAAUUCAUUUUUGAGAAUUGUUUAAUGCUCACAACUAAGCAUAAGAAAUUUUAUAUUACAGAAAAAAUAUGUUGCUUUAAAAGCCUUCCAUCACCGGUCAAACAUUAUUUAUCUUCAGCAAAUCCAUUUAAGAUGAUAAUAUAGUGAAUGUAGGAAAAUCUUUAGCCUUAUCUAUCAUUGUCUCUAUUUCACCACUUUAUUACCAGUGUGUUAUGGACAAGGUACUUAAACUUCUCUGCCUCAUUUUGCUCACUUGUAAAAUGGUGAUAAUAGUACCUAUGUAUAUUAGUUAUUUAUUGCUGUGUAAUAAAUUACCACAAACUUAGUAGCUUAAAAUAAUACACAUUUAUUAUCUCACAAUUUCUAUGGGUCAUGAGUCUGGGCAUAACGUAGUUGGGUCCCCUGCUUCAGGGUCUCUCACAAGGCUAAAAUCAAGGUUUCCGUCAGGGCUGGAUCUCAUCUGAAGGCUUGACUGGGGAAGGGAUCCACUUCCAACCUUACAUGGUUGUUGGCUGAAGGCUGACCUCAUUCCUUGCCACAUGGGCCUCUUCAGCAUGGCUGCUUGCUUUAUUAAAGCUUACAAGCCAAGAAAGCAAUAGAGUCUGCUAACAUCACAGAAGUUCUCUUCUUGUGUAAUCUAAUCACUCGAGUAACAUGUCAUACCUAUGCUGUUUUCUGGUUAGAAGCAAGUUAAACUGCCCUACACUCAAGGGAAGAGGAUUACACAAGAGUAUGAAUACCAGGAGGCAGGGACCAUUGGGGGCCAAUUCAGAGUCAGCCUACCACAUUGUAUAAUAGAAUUGUUGUAAGGAAUAAGUUGUUAAUACUUGGAAAAUAGCAGCCACAUAGCAUGUUUUCUGUAAAUAUUAUCUACAGUUGUUAUUAUCAUCGUUACUAUUAGUGAAUUUGUAUGAAAGGAAUAUCCUAUAGAAGUAAUAAAUGUAGAAAUGCCUCCUGUCACUGCUCAGCACUUACUAAACAAGAUAAUUUAUUCUGGAUAAAAUCGAGAGGUUAUAUUGAAGUGAGAAGUUCUUCAUCACUUAAGUUGCAUUAGAAAUUUUAUGCUGAAAAGAAGCAUUAUGUGAGUGUCAUGAAUGUGAGGUUGAUAAGAGUACAACUGUUGAAGAAUCAAAGAGAAAUAUGAAAUUAUUUUCACAUAAUAAAUUCCAAAAAGUAAAUAUUUUAUAAUUCCUAUUGUCUGACCGCUGUUCAAGAUUAAUUAGAAACUGUCAAGAACAUGGCAGAAAGGAAACUAACCACUUGGAAAUUUAAUAUUGUGUGUGUGCAUGUUCGUGUGUGUGUGUAAAAUUCUUGUAUAAAAGAAAGAAAAUGUCAUUCCAUUUCAGUCAGUAUAUUUUUUGAUGCUCAAAUCACCUCAUCUUCAGCCAGUGGGAGUUGGGUCUCUUGACGUGACUCCGAUAGUAGUUUGAUAGUUUGCUUGGUUAUGGCUGCACAAUUUGCUCAGACAUGGAAGAUGUUUGGGCACCAAUUCAUUCCAAAAUCUAUAAAUAAGAGAAAAAAUAAGCAUUUAUUUUGCUUUUCCCAUGUGAACCAAGUUUCAG